UAACAAUAAGAGCACGCAGGCAGAAAGAUCAAACUAUAAAGAUCUCAACAUUCUCUUCCACUUUCAUUUCCUCUAUUGUGAGUUCGAGAAUAUAAUUACAAGUUCCAAAGAUAUCUGCUAAAUUCCAAAUGUCCACUGCGAUGGAUAAAAUUGAAUCUUACGUGAUUAAUAACUCCGGUGAUCAUCUGUAUCAAUCUUCUUUUGAGUCUUUAUCUUCAUCGGAGGAGGACGGGGAAGUUAAUGAAGCUGAGUCAUCGUACAAGGGUCCUCUUGAUUUGAUGGAAGCUCUCGAAGAAGUCUUACCCGUUAGGAAAGGGAUAUCGAAUUAUUACAAUGGAAAGUCAAAGUCGUUCACGAACUUAGAAGCUGCGUCUACGUUGGCUUCUUCGUCUUCCAUGAAAGACUUAGCGAAGCCGGAGAAUGCUUACAGUCGUCGUCGGAGGAAUCUCCUCUGCCAUCAGAUAUGGGAGAGCAACAAGACGACUCCGCGUGGAAGGAUCUCUAAGAAACACAUCAUGAGCUCGAGUAGGAGCGCGUUGACGCUUGCCAUGGCAGUUGCUGCCGGAGAAGGAUCUUCCUCCGGGAGAGACUCAUCGUCGGGAAGGCAGAUGGUGCUUCCUCCGCUGUAUCCUAGGAGUCAAGGGUCUUUUGGUAAUAUGAAGUCGUCGGGGUUUUAUGCCUGGAGAUCUUAUUCGGUAGCUGAUAUUCCGAGGUGUUUCCCGGCGACGACGACGAAUGGUAUUGGGUCCACCGACUCUUAAUUAGGAACGAUUACAUUUGUUUUUAAGUUAAUUUUUGAAGUAACAUGUAGAGAAUGUAUAGACGUGUAUCAAACAUUUUAAUGGAUCGAUCCCGUUUUGUUCUUAAUCCUAGUUCUAAAUACUAGCUAAACCAUAUGAAACUUUCAUAUCAUAAAAUCAAUCAGACCAUUAAUUAUGAAACUAUAUUGAUUUUAUGAUAUGACAAGUAGUAAUUAAUUAAUAGAUGUAACUGAUAAGAGAAUAGUGAGAAGAAGAUCAUGGAGUUUGUAUCCAUUAGCACCUUUCUACGUAGACGCAUUUGUUGUAUCCAUUAUUUUUUGCUAUGCUCGGAAGAAAGUGCAUUGUAACCGCAAUUACCAAAAAAAAACUUGCAA
This is a messenger RNA of Eruca vesicaria subsp. sativa (arugula), 1135 nucleotides long. The record is from the annotation of a GenBank genome assembly. Lineage: Eukaryota; Viridiplantae; Streptophyta; Magnoliopsida; Brassicales; Brassicaceae.